AUGCCUUCCUCGCCUCAGCGCCCGUUCUUCCUCUCCUCCUUCUUCGCCGCCUUCCGCCAGCAGCCCCCCUCGGCCUCCGCCCUGGCCGCCUCGUCACAGGCCUCCAAACAUGGCCACCCGCACGGCACCCAGCAGUCCUCGUCAAAUCCCGCAGCCCCGCGGUCAAUAACGACCGGCUCCCACUCGCACAGCCAGCAGUCAACCGUGAAUCAGGUGUCGCUCCACUCCCCGCGUGGCCACGGGGCCGGCCCCAUGCCCAUCGUGUCGAGCACCCGCCGCCGCGGCAGCGACAGCAGCAGCGAAGGGUUCCGCGACGUCCUGGGUGCCGACAAGUGGUACAUUGGUGGCAGGACCGCCGCUGGCGAGGAGAAGUUCUUCAAGCUCGGCGUGGUCAAGCGCCAGCGCAGCCAGGACCGGCUUAGUCUUGAUCGGUUAAGCUUGUGA
This is a messenger RNA of Microdochium trichocladiopsis, 444 nucleotides long. RefSeq lists its product as uncharacterized. The transcript has a single exon. Lineage: Eukaryota; Fungi; Ascomycota; Sordariomycetes; Xylariales; Microdochiaceae. Bases 1 to 444 code for a protein of 147 amino acids. The record is from RefSeq and is a predicted model, not a curated record.